AUGGUAAUUGAUCCGCAGGAGACGGUGGAUCCCAACACCAUGGCAGGAGAUGGGGUGAACCUGACCUCCGCAAGGGAAGCCCGCAAGCGGGCCGAACUCGAUGCGCAGCUCUUGGCGAAUCGCAUCGCCUUGCUGAAGCAGGAGGAGGAGAAGGCCUGGAAAAAGAUUGAAGAGACCAAGAAGCGCGCUGCGGAGAUUGUGGAGCUCCGGAAGCAAAAUGAGCAGAAGUUCUCGGCAAAGGAACAAUUUUAUAAGCAGAAGUGGGAGUCCAUCCGUUCUGCUCAGACGCAGAAUGCCCAGCAGAGGGAAAAGGCCAAGGCCGUGCGCGAGCAAACGAGACACGGCUUGAUGGAACAGAAGCAUGUCAACGCUCAGAGCACCAAGCAGCAGUCGCAGCAUAUGCUGCUACAAAAGAAGGAGCGUGAGGCGGCCGAACGUCAAGCCAAUCUUGAGAGGUCUUCCUAUUUGAAGCAGAGAAAGGAUGAUGCCAAGCGCCGGAUGGAAGAGGAGCGCAUGGGCAAAUUGGAGAAAUAUCGCGAGGACUACGAGGCCAGAACCGCACAAGAGGAGAUGCUGCGCGCACGAACCGAUGCCCUGGUGGCGAAGAUGGAGAAGGAAGAGAUGGAACUCAUACAGAGGUUGCAGAACACCCAGACGGUGCAGCGCAACGCCUACGAAGAGCUGGAGGCCGCUUUGGGCCAGACCAGUCAACAGAUUUCCUCCUCACGAGGCCCAGCCCCACGUCCUGCGGCAUGA
Cladocopium goreaui is the source of this 756-nucleotide messenger RNA. NCBI's taxonomy places the organism in Eukaryota, Dinophyceae, Suessiales, Symbiodiniaceae. The record is from the annotation of a GenBank genome assembly.